Molecule: messenger RNA, 855 nt
Organism: Paramecium octaurelia
Lineage: Eukaryota; Ciliophora; Oligohymenophorea; Peniculida; Parameciidae
Source: the annotation of a GenBank genome assembly
AUGAACUUUAAAGAACAAAAAGUCAUUCAUAAAUUAAUUAAGGCUGGCUACUUGGAGAAGCAUGAACAGUUGAUUGCCUAAGGAUUAACUAAUCCAUGGUUCAAUUAUCAUCAAUUAAAUAAACAUAAUGGUGAUAUUCAUAAGGUUAUCCUUUCUUACAAUGAGAACUAAAAUAAGAAGGAGGAGAAGAGAUAAAUAGCAUUAAAAACUAUUGAAAAUAUGGGAUGGCUUCAUAAAAAUUAGGAACUAGUAGAGAAAGGAUUUAAUGAAGUUAAGAAAAAUUUGAAGUUUCUACUAAAAACUAAUGGAGAUGUGGAACAAUCAAUUGAAAAGUUAAGUAAGAAAAAGUUUAAGAAAUUUGAUAAACCUGUUGAAUUAAUGAUCCAAGAAUUAGGAUUCACAGUAUAAUUUGAAAAACUUAAGGAAAUGGGAUACACUAAUGAAAAGAAAAUAGCUAAGUUAUUAUUGAAAUUUGAAGGAAACUUAGAACCAAUACUUGAUAAGUUUUUAAGGAUCAAACACAAAGAUAGUGGUCAUUCAAUUAAAAAAUCAAUAGAAAAACACAAAAAUAGGAAAUCAUCAGAAGAGUAUCAAAAAUUUAGAAAACACAAAGGUGCAUUCAAUUAAAAAUUCUAUCAUUUGAAUGGAAAGAAUAUUAAUCCUAAGAAGGCAUAUAAAUUCUUAUCCGUAUUUAAUGGGGAUGUUGAAUCUGCUAUUUAGUGGCUAAACCAAAUUAAACCAUAAGCUUAGCCUUAAGGUUAAAUGGUGCUUGAACAAGAAGUUCUUGCACAACAUUGAGUUGCAUAAACUCAAAAGAUAGGGAGGGAGGGUUGGAUAUUAUAUAUAUAUAUUAAG